CCCUCUUGGGUUGUUUGCGCCGGGGUUUGUGAAAGCACGGAGUGCUGCGAUGAACCUCCACACUAUCUACUCUGCCCACUCAGCCACCGAAACAACGACCAGCGUUUCACUCUGAAGCAAACUCUGGACACCACUCUUUUACUCGCUUCCUUUCACUGAGAACUUCAAGGGACUCCACAGCACAUUUUGAAAAAGGAGUAGUGGCAGCAGGAACAUCGUCUUCUUCAUUUGAGGAACAGAACACGGUGUGAUCUCCUCAUACUUGAAUUCAGUGUGUGCACCAUGGCGUCUAAACCUCACCCUCCUCUGAUGAAGAAGCACAGUCAGACAGACUUAAUAAGCCGUCUGAAGAGCCGGAAGAUCCUUGGGGUCGGUGGUGAGGAUGAUGAUGGCGAAGUGCAUCGCUCAAAGAUCAGUCAGAUGCUCGGAAACGAGAUGAAGUUUGCAGUGCGAGAACCUAUCGGGCUGAGGGUGUGGAUACUCAUCUCAGCAGUGGGGUUUACAGUUAUGGCCCUGAUGGCCCUGGUGUUUCCUAACCAGCUAUAUGAGGUUGUUUUUGAAGAUGAGCUCCCCACGACUAGCAUCUCUGUUCGCCUUUAUGGAGGAGCGCUGCUUAGCCUGGCCCUCAUCAUGUGGAAUGGUCUAUACACAGCAGAGAAGAUCAUCAUCCAGUGGACUCUGCUCAGUGAAGCCUGCUACUUUGCUGUCCAGUUUCUAGUGACAUCCAUCACCUUAAUGGAGAUCGGGAUUCUGCCCAGUGCUGCAAUGAUCCUGCUCCUCAGUCGAGUGCUCUUCUUGGCGGUCACUAUGGCUUACUACUACCACCUGGGCCGUAAGCCAAAGAAAAUCUGAACUGCAUGUAUGAUACUUACAGGGAGGGGACAGCUGAGCACAGAUCACAAACGUGGGGUCAAGAAGGGUUGGAUUAUUAUUUGAUUAGGGCUUGGAGCAUUACUUUGCCAGCUGAUGCCCCCUGCCCUUUUCCAUGGGACCUAACCUAUUGCAACCCCUAGUAUUCAACAGACAAGCACAGUCUCACAUUCCAGACUCUACAACACGAAUGAGAAACCUCAUGGUGAAAGUGAAUUAAUCUUUCACUGGGCUGUGAGGUCAAGCCCCUCUUGACACACAUUCCUCCUUUUGUGCAGUUCUGAGUGCUGUUAUUAUAAAGAAGGAGCUAGCAGUAUGUAGUACAUUGCGUUCUUGUGUCACCUAUUUCUAUGAUUUCAUAUGUACAGUAUGGCAUAAUUUCAAACAUCUGACUAUGUUGUUAAUGUACAGCUACAUGAUUUCCAGAUUCAGUAUUUAGUAUUAUCUGUUUGACAGAAAGUUGCAUCUUGACACUGCUUCUUAAUCACACUCAAGGACCAAGAGUUUGUGCUUUAAUUUGUUUCCUGUUUGAUGUUAAUUCAAACUGUAUGUAUGUUGACGUGAAACCUGGAUAUCUGUGCUCUUGCAUGCCUCUCCAGUGAACACAUUGAAUGGAAAAAAGCAUCAGCUGUACUUAGUGUAAGAUUCAGGUCCAGUCAGAUAAGUUUAAUGCUGGAUGAGUGACAGUAAACAUUUUGUUACACUGCUGAUAGCUCUCCUGGUCAACACACUGAGGAAAGUCCUCAUGGUCAGUUUAUACUCUCAAUCAUGCCCGUCAAUCAUAUUCAGAUUUAGACUACCCAAAAAGAAAUGCUGAAUCGAAACAUUUUUUCAGGGACAUAGUGACUUUUUUAUUCCUUGAGGUAUCAGUCAUGAGGUUCUACCAAAGUGAAUAGGAUUUUUUUUUGUACAGAUUAUUUACAUUUCUGAGAUUAAUACAUGGAAUGUUGAUGAAUGCACAUGUGAACUGACUCAUAAAAGAGUCAUUCUCUUAUUGUUCUCUCUCUCCCAGCCUGAGUGAUCUUACAGGAAGUAUUUAACAUUCUGACCUUUACUGUAAAGCUAAUGUCACAAGCCGAGCAUGUCCGUGUGCGGGGUAAACAAACCUGUCCUGGUUCCUCUUUAGUGAUGUAGCACAGUUUUUUUUACAUACAUCAUAUCCUUAGUCUUGCCUUAAAACUACUUAAAAGUAAAACAGUCAUCUACACUGCAUCCAACUUCUUGUAUAUAUGUAAAUAAAAUUAUUUACUAUGAUGUGGUGUUCUUGUGAACCAAACACGGAACUUGUUCAGUAUUAGUUAAAUGAUUUUCAAAGGCUGAUCUUUUCUCUUGGCGUGUCUUGUUUUGUACCUAUUUAAGUGACAUUUGUGCUUUGACGUCAUGCAUGCAAUAUAAUCCACCAAAAGAAAAUGGCUCAAACUGUGUAGCAAGCUGCCACAGCUGAUAAAUAAAGGUGAUAAUGGGGGUGAAUGGAUGCAUUAGCCAAAAAUGACAUGAAGCCUGUAUAAGGUAAUUAAACUCUGCGCUUUAAAACAUACACAUAACCCAACACUUAACAGUUUUCACCCAAUUAAUUUUAUCAAAACAUUUUCUACCUCCCAAAACUUGGCUGCCCUCAGGUACGUGACACCCCAGUUCAGUUUUAGAGCCGUGCCAGCAAUGCUAACUCUGAUCUCUGCUGCUCAUACUCUUCAGCACCUAAGGCCAGUCAAAAAGACAGUCUAAAAAUAGUUGACUCUUUUUGUAAAUUUAACUUGAAACAUAAUUUUGAGUCAAACAAGGAGCAUACUGUAGGUCUCCUCCAAAGGUGGUCCACAUUGUUGCAAAUAACCAUGUUGAGUCCUGCCCUAGAAGGGAGUGGUCCUGAGGUCACAGUGAUUGUGGGUUUGCAGUUGCAAGUCCAGCGCUGAAGGCAGAUGUGCUUGUUACUUGGGUGAGCUUUUGGUUCAGAUAGGGGACGUGAAACAUGGGUGAGGUCUCCCAUAUCCUCAAAAGUUGUAAUUAUCCUUUUCCUAGUGUUUAAUUAGAUGCAACUCUCCUGAGUGACAUUGUGCACCCCAUCCUACUGCUCUGUCCUGACUGGCAUGGUAAUUACGGAGUUCAAAAAAAAUUUCUUUCCAUUUCCGUCGAUACUACAGGCCUCAAAUCAUCAACCCAGUGAAAUGUUCAAAGGUCUGUGAGGCAGGUUAUUUUAGGAGAGAUUGGCAGUUUCAGGGGGAUGGGCAGCGGGAGGGAGGCAAAGAAAUGGCUCUUUCAUCCUCCUGGUUCUCUGACGUAAAUUAGUCCAGAUAUUACAUUGGUAGGUUGUGUCCUUGAAAUCUUAGAGGAAUGGUAAGUUUAGCUGUUCAUUCCCUCUGAUGUAGAUCCAACAUAUAUUGUACUGUUGUGACUAGCAUACCAGGUCAAACUGUUUCAAGUUGUAGCAUUGUGUUUUUAUGUAUAUAUGUGCUAUACUGUACCUUUAAAAAUGAAUUGUUAUGGAUUUCCACCAUUUAGUUUGAAAUAAAAACACUUGUUUAUUUUGAAGACUUCAAAA
This is a messenger RNA of Lates calcarifer (barramundi perch), 3406 nucleotides long. RefSeq names its product tumor protein p53 inducible protein 11b (gene tp53i11b). The coding region runs from base 283 to 852 and encodes 189 amino acids. The transcript is spliced from 8 exons. NCBI's taxonomy places the organism in Eukaryota, Metazoa, Chordata, Actinopteri, Centropomidae. The record is from RefSeq and is a predicted model, not a curated record.